AUGUCAACAUCUCCUGAGCUGUACAUCUCCUACCUCGCCAUUCUCAAAGCUGGCCUCGCAUUCUCCCCACUGCCCACGGACGCUCCUCUCGAACGAAUUCGCGAGCUCCUGGAGGACAUUGCGCCUCCUAUCGUGCUCGGUAUCGGUGGGAAACCGGAUGUAUGGGCCAGCCAGGGUAUCCAGACUCCCUGGAUUGAUGUCACUGAGGUAUCUCGAUGGAACCUCUUGUCAAACCAAGGCACGUCAAGUGAAGAUACAGGAUGCACCUUUCAGCCACGCCCUAUUGCCAAUAAUGCGUUGGCUUAUUUGCUCUUCACUAGCGGGUCUACUGGAAAGCCCAAGGGUGUCCAAGUGUCUCAUUCAUCAGCCACUUGCUCGAUAGCAUCCCACUCAACAGCUAUUUCUCUUCCGGAUAGGAACGAUGGCGGUUUCCGCUGGUUUCAGUUUGCAGCGCCAACCUUUGACCCUUCCAUCAUGGAAAUCUUCGUCACCUUGAGCAACGGAGGGACCCUAUGCGCCGCGCCAAGAGCUUUGACCUUGACAGACCUUGAAGGUUCAAUCAAUGAAACUCUCAAGUCUCUGUGGUGCAUGGGUGAAAAGCUCAAUCGAACAGUGAUUGAUAACUUUGGCACGCGAUCACCAGAUAACCCAUACACCCUAGCCAAUUUCUACGGACCAACUGAGGCUGCCAUCAACUGCACGGUUCUGUCGCCUGUCAAGUACUCAGUCCGAGGAUCAAUCAUUGGCGAAGCCCUCCCAACAUGUUCUAUGUUUAUACUGGAUCAUGAGAGCCAAGUACCGAAGCUAGUCCCGGCUGGAUUUGUUGGAGAGCUUGCCAUUGGUGGCCAGCAAGUCAGCGAAGGGUACAUGCACCGACCCGAAGAGACGGCCAGAGCCUAUGUAUCAAGUGAGGAAUAUGGUCGACUGUAUCGGACUGGUGAUAUGGCCCGCAUUGUUUGGGAUAAGUCUGGCCGACAGCUUAUAGAGUUCCUUGGGCGGAUCAGCUUGGAUCAAGUCAAACUGAGCGGACGUCGUGUAGAACUAGGCGAGAUCGAGUCGGUUCUCUCCACUGUCUCUGGGGUGACUGAGCUAGUCGCUACAAUUGCCAAAGCAGGUGGUAGUCGAGAGGGAAUUGAGCAUAUUGUUGCUUGCAUUGUGGCGAAUGUGCAGUCAUCAGAUCAAAGGCAGAAGCUUGUUGACAGUUGCUGUCAAAAAAGCGACAGCUUCUUGCCUUCCUACAUGCGACCCUCGAGAUACACCUUCCUCGACAGUCUGCCGCGAUCAAGCUCUGGCAAAGUUGAUCGUAAGAAAGUCCACUCCGAGAUACUGGCAUCAGAUGUAUCUCAAUCUUUCAGUGCUUCUAGUGAGAAUCAGUGUCUACUCACCACGGAGGACGAGCUUGAGUCGAACUGUGAAGCUUUGCAGAGCUCGACUCUGACUCUCCUCAUGACAGCGAUUGGCGAGACCGUCGGUGAAACAAGCUCUGCCAUCAGCCCAGAGAUGUCGCUUGCAUCGGCUGGACUGGACAGUCUCGGAGCAGUGCGUCUCCUUCAGAAAUUGAGAGAUCAUUCGAUCACGGGGCUGGAGGUCGGAGAUGUCCUCCAAUCUGGCACUAUAAAAGCUUUGAUAGCCAAAGUAGCGCUCACCACUCGACCCCAAGUCUCAAUCUCAAAGGGCGCCGAGGAUGAAGUGGAACUUCGGAGGGUUCUUGGUGCUUUCGCCGAGAGAAACUUGCCGGUCUGCGCCGAGCAACUUGGGGUCCAUGAGGAUCGAAUUCAGACUGUGUUGCCAACUACAGCGACUCAAUCUGGAAUGCUUGCCAGCUUUCUGCGAAGCUCAAACAAGCCAGUUGGUUCAACUCCAGCUUAUGUCUAUCAUUCAGUCAUGCCAGUCCGUAACGGCAUAGAUAUUGAAAGAUUUAAACGAGUCUGGGACAUUGUGAUCAGUAGCUAUGACUCUUUCAGGACGGUCUUCUGCCCCAUGGAUGAUGACAUGUCUCCUUUCGCUCAGUGCAUCCUCAAGACAAGGGAUGACUUCGCCGAACCUACUUGGAGCACAUAUAGCCAUGGCCUGGAACAUGACGAUUAUAAUAGCACGGUUGAGCUGGCCUGUCGAAACGCCGAAGCCAAAAUUGAUAUUGGCUCGAACCCCUCGCACAUUUCUCUCAUCUCCUCCGAGACCCAGUCCACUGUUUUACUGAGCAUGUUCCAUGGUAUAUUUGAUGGUGGCUCUCUGCAAAUUCUCCUGCAAGAUGUGACAGAAGCUUAUGGAGGACGGCCUUUGCCGAAGCGUACGCCCUUGGAGCACAUUGUCUAUCAUCACUUCUCAGUCGACCCUAAGGCGACUGCGCUGUUCUGGAAUAAACAUCUAGAAGGCCAUUCGCCAGUCGCGUUCCCAUCACUCACUCCACUUCGCCCACUCUCAAGCAUCAAGACGCAUAUGAUCGAGGUCAGCUCCCUUAUCGGGCACAGGGAGCUGAAAACGGCAUGCAAGAGCAUGGGCGUGACGCCUCUCUCCGUACUUCAAGCAGCGUGGGCUUCGAUAUUACUGGCGUAUUCUGGAACUUCGGAACAAGAUGUUGUGAUUGGAAGUGUAGUCUCUGGGAGACUGGAUCCUCGAACUGAGAACUGCAUCGGCCCUACAUUCACCACUAUACCUAUCCGCCUCACACAGGAGGACCAUUACCACGGUAGAGCCGAGUGGACCAACCGUUCCGUCGCAGAGUCUCUCGUAUCAUCAAACGCCGCAGCACUGUCACAUCUUCAGCCUCGCCUUGGCUCAGUAGUCACAGCUGACGGCCGACUUCCCUACGACACACUAUUAUCUUACCAGGACUUCAAUGUCGGGUCUGAAUCUGAGGGUAUAUGGACUUCAAUUCAUCAUCCUCCUAUGGCAAACGACUUCAAAGUCAUGUUGGAAGUCUGGCCAGGACAUGACUCGCGGCUAUUACUCAGGGCUACUUUCAACGAUGAGUGUAUGGAUUGUGAGGCUGCUGAGCUGAUGCUCCGUGAGAUGAGUUGGACCAUAUCUAACAUCCUCAAAAAUCCGGAUGAGAGCUUCUCGGGAAACUCUUUUAUUGGUGAUGCGUCACUACGAUCCUGCAUUUAUCCAGCUCAGCCUCAAGAGUUUGCUCCAAACACACUCAUUCAUUCUCAGUUCGAAGCCCACGCAGUAUCGAAUCCUGACGACCACGCUUUAAUUUUCAGAAGCAAUCUACUCGACGAGGAUAGUCCAGCCAACAUCUGCUGGACUUAUGCAGACCUCAAUGCCAAGGCUCAAUCCCUUGCGGACCACAUGGUAUCCAUCCUGGGACCAUUGACAGGAACCGUUGUUCCUGUCCAUAUCGAGAAGAGCCCGGCACUAUACGUGGCCAUCCUGGGUACUCUGAAGGCUGGUGCUGCUUGGUGUCCUAUCGAUGUCUUUUCUCCGGCCCAGCGUCGCCAAGAACUCAUCGUUCGAACCGAAGGGCAACUAGUUUUAGUUUCAUCUGCCGAUUCUAUUGGGAUGGAGGGAGCUUUGCCAGAUGGCGUUAUACCCAUCGAUGUGUUGCCUUUCACGCGAAAUUCUAAGUAUGAUGUGAACUUCCAAGCCAACGAGCCACGCAUCACCGAUCCAACGAAGAUGGCAUAUAUGAUCUGGACCAGUGGUACCACUGGUGCUCCCAAGGGCGUACCUAUCAACCAUUCUUCUGCUUAUACUGCUAUCAAUGCUCUGAUUGAAGCCAUUCCCGGAACGCGAGAUGGGCAGCCCGUUCGGUGCCUCCAGUUUUCACAGCCCACAUUCGACGUGUUCAUUCAGGACCUGUUUUUCACAUGGAGCUCUGGCGGCGUGUUGAUCUCUGCGCCACGAGAGGUGAUGCUUGGUUCGUUUGCGGAGCUCGCCAACGUGACCGGUGCGACUCAUGCUCAUCUUACCCCCACAUUCUCGGCUGGACUUCAGAGGGCUGAUUUCAAGACUCUACAGACAAUCACCAUGAUUGGCGAGAAGCUUCCGCAGCCCGUUGCUGACGACUGGGGACAGAACAUGAGAGCUUUCAACACGUAUGGUCCGGCUGAGGCAACAAUUGUUUCUACGCUUCGCGAGUUUGGAAACGAGCACAAGAGUGUCAAGAGCGGAAACAUUGGCUGGCCCUUGAAGUCGGUCUCUGUAUUCGUAACUCGCGAGAGGAAACUCGUUAUGAAGCAUGCCGUUGGAGAGCUUGCGUUAGGUGGCCCCCAGCUGUCUCCUGGCUAUUUGAAACAGUCCGAAACAAACAAGCAGAAGUAUGUGUGGAACGGGGAAGUAAAUGAGGUCCUCUAUUAUACCGGAGACCUUGUUCGAAUGCUUUCAGAUGGUUCGCUGGAAUAUAUCAGCCGAACAGAUGAUCUUGUCAAGCUUGGCGGUAUUCGCGUUGAACUUAGUGAGAUCAGUUUCUCUCUGCGCCAUUGUCACCCUUUAGCCGAAGGUAUCGAAACCAUGGUUCUCAAUCGUCCUGACCGACCAAAUGACGCUGUUGUGGCUUUCAUCGCUGCACCACAAGCUGUCAAAUUGGGUCAAGAAGUACCGACCAUUCUCUUGAACGACACUGCGAUUAGCAUUGCUCGCGCCGCAAUCAGGGAAGCAUCUAUGUCUUUGCCCGAUCACAUGAAACCAUCAACCUUCGUUGUUGUUCCGAGCAUCCCCAAAACGCAGUCAGCCAAGGCAGAUCGACGCGCGCUUCAGGCUCUGUAUACGGACUUGGAUGUUGAUGGCUGGGAGAAAGCUUGCAAUGUCCCAAAUGAGGAUCUCAAAGGGCCAGCCGUUGAGAUUGAUUGCGAGGUAAAGGAUAGUGUCAUACAGAAUAUUUCGCUUUUGUCCCACAUCGAGCCAACCUCUUUUACCGAGUCAAGCAGGCUCCGUAGUUUGGGCAUCGACUCCAUUAGAGCUAUUCGUCUCGCGUCACGAUUGAACGAAGCUGGCUAUCGUCUCCCCGUCGUUGAUGUCCUCCAGUGCGAAACUGUCAGAGAUCUUGCCCUUUUGGCCAGUUCGGGAUCCAAAGCUUCGCAGGCAAAGAACUUGGUUGAUCUCGAGGAAUUUAAUCAGAAAUGGCACCGACAGUUGUCAGCCUUGAUUCCGGGGGGGUUCUUUGUUUGCCCCGCAAAGACCAUUCAGGAAGGUUUUCUCAGUGAAACAUUGACCACUUCAGCAAUGUAUUGGAGCCAUCACUCUUUCGCUCUUCACUCAGAUGUCGACAUUGGCAAACUCAAGCAGGCGUGGCAGACUGUCUGUCGGAGUAACGAGGCUCUUAGAGCCUGUUUCCUUCCAGUUGCCGCCCUUCAAAAGCAGGCAUAUGGCCACGAAAACGAUUCAGAUAUCCUUCAGAUCAUUCAUGAUCAGCAUGUAGUUGACUGGGAGUAUAUUGAAAGCACAAACAAGAGCUUGGGACAAGACUUGAACCAAAGAAUUGUCGCACUCCAGGACCGACAUCAAUCAAGUUACUUCCAGCAUCCGCCGUGGGCCGUCACGAUCAUGGACAAUCAUGUGGAGAGGACUAUGGUCUUUUCAAUUCAUCACGUCCUGUAUGACGGCCAGGCCCUUGGAUACAUCAUGAAUGAUGUCUACUGUGCAUACGGCGCUGGUGCACCCAUCAGACCUCAACUUGGAGAUGCCCUCUCUCUUGUACUGCCCAGCAAGAGAGCAUCUCUCGAUGCACAAAGGUUUUGGGAACAGGAACUUUGUGAUUAUGCCGAGCUCGAUGUACCUUCAUGGCCGAAUCUUACUGGAGAGAGGACAAUACCCGAGCAGGAAAAGGACCGCAGAUUUAUUACGGAGACUGUUCGACUUUCUGUCCGCCCCACGCAACUCGAGACCAGGGCUGCUGAACUCGAUGUCUCAUCGGUCGCAUCUGUUGUUCGAGUAGCCUUUGGACAUGUGCUAUUGAGUUACCUGGGCAGCCCCGGCGUCGUAUUCGCAGAGACACUAUCCGAUCGUGUACUGGACGCAGAUAUCGAUCGUACCAUCGGACCUUUCAUCUCAGUUGUGCCUGUACCCUUCAACUCAAAUGGCACAGUGAGAGAGGUUCUAGCAGAACAGCAUCGUUUGUCUACGCAGGCCAGAAAGCAUCGUCAUAUCCACGCCCAAACCAUCCGCAAGCUCUUGAAGAAAGAAAGAGGCGAGUCACUGUAUCCCGGCGUUUUUACCUUUCACGCCAGCAGUGAAGUAGAGCUCAUGACAGCUUCUUCUGGAACUCUCUGGAACACCAAGUCCAAUGACUUUGGGCUGAUUGUUGAGCACCCCAUGGCUCUAAACGUGUUCCGGGAGCCUGAUGGCACCGUUGUCCUUGAAGCAUCGUCUCUAAACACCAUUAUGAGUUCCACACAAUUGGCUAUCUUUAUCCGCCAAAUCGAUGCCCUUGUUGGUGCGAUGCUCGGCAACCCGGACGUGCCUCUCAGAUCCCUUCCAAGUUCCAUUGAAAAGGAUUUGUUAUCAAUCUCUGCCCCCAGCCCAAGCGAUGCCGUAAGGGAAUCAACAAACUCAAGCCCAGUUCGCUGGAUUGAGUCCACCGCUGAACAACAUCCCGAGUGGACGGCAGUCGAAGAGACGCUGUCAAUUACGGAAGCCGGAGUUGAACAGUUUUAUAUGAGCUACGGCGAGCUCAAUGCUUCUGCAAACCGGGUUGCAGCUUAUCUUAGCCACAUCGGGAUCAAAAACCGGGCGGUUGCUCUGUGCUCUCGCCGAAACCUUACCUCCUACCCUGUACUGGUCGGAAUUAUCAAAUCUGGCAACGCUUAUCUUCCUAUUGAUGAAGGACUUCCGGAUGAUCGCAAAGCAUUUCUGAUCAAAGAUGGUGAUGCACCCGUCGUAUUUACUGAGACAGCUUUUUUUUCGACUUUUGAAGGCGUACCGAGUCAAUGCAGAAUUGUGUGCAUUGACGAGCCGUCAUUCCAGCAAGAUCUUUUGGCUUUUUCGUCCGAGAACCAGACUUAUCUUGCCAAUCCUCACGAUACUGCAUACAUUCUGUACACUUCAGGAUCGACCGGCAAACCCAAGGGUGUCAUGAUUACUCGUGCCAAUCUGUCUUCCUUUAUCGAGUCUCUGUCUGAGUUCGUCUGCCGUAUCGCACCAGCCACCCGCGAGCUUGGUGGCAAGGGACGCUGGUUGGGCCAAGCCAGUCGAGCAUUUGACCCCCAUAUCGCUGAGAUGUAUUUUCCAUGGCGACACGGCAUGGCGACAUCUACUGGCGCACGGUCCCUAUUGAUGGAUGAUCUCAGAUUGACGCUUGCUAAGUUGGAGAUCUCACAUGCCGGUUUCGUUCCAUCGUUGCUCGAUCAGGCCGAUAUCCGUCCCCAAGAUUGCCCAAGUCUUGUACUCUUGAGUGUUGGAGGAGAAAAGAUAUCCCAAAGGGUCCUGGAUACUUGGGGCUGUGCAAGUCAAGUGGCAAUCAUGAAUGCUUAUGGACCUACUGAGCUGACGGUUGGAUGUUCAUUUGCACCGGUCCAUACACAUAGCACCCUGCGCAACAUUGGACUCCCUUUGACUUCAUGUGCUUGCCAUGUUCUCCUUCCCGACACCCUUGACUAUGCGCUCCGUGGGCAGACAGGAGAGCUCUGCUUCACUGGUGAUCUUGUCGGGAAAGGAUAUUUGAACAGACCUGAUGCCAAAGGGUUUGUGAUAGGGCCUGACCAGGAGAAGAUGUACCGUACUGGUGAUGUCGGAAGAAUAAUGGCAGACGGUAGCAUCGAGUAUCUUGGGCGCGGCGAUGAUCAAACCAAGAUUCGGGGCCAACGGCUUGAGUUGGGCGAAGUUUCCGAGGUUAUCAGAACCUCUUCUAGGGCAUCGAUUGACGUUGUCACUAUUAUUGCCAAACACCCUGGCCUUGCGCGACAGCAGCUUGUCUCAUUCAUCGCGCGCCUGGAACAUCAGCGAUGUACUGCAAAGGAUGAUCUCUCCAUUAUCCCGGCUGAUAUCAGCACCUUUUGCAAGGAUCUCCGAGACAUAUGCCGCCAGAAGCUGCCCAGUUACAUGGUACCAGAUAUUGUACUUCCUGUCAACCGCAUACCAUUCGCUGCCAUGUCAGAUAAGGUGAACAGCAAGUUACUGCAAGAGCUAUUUGCAAGUAUCCCCCUAUCUGACAUUCUGCGUGGAAAUGAGACAACGCACAGUGAUGUGAAAGAGGUCAGAGAAUUGACAAGGGAAGAAGAGGUUAUCGCUGACGCUAUCUGCCACACACUUGCGAUUGACCGGUCUAUGAUCCAUCCACACACCAACAUCUUCGAGAUUGGCAUCGACAGUCUAAGUGCAAUCAAUCUCUCUAUCCACCUUCGACAUACCGGCUUGCCCGCUUCCGUGGCACUUGUCAUGAGCAAUCCUGUCGUAGAACAGCUCGCCCACCUGUCAUGCAAGUCAAACCCAUCAUCGGAGGCAGUUUCUUCAUCAGAAAUCCAACAGAGCAGACUCUCGAAGCUAGAGGAGCUCUUUGACGCUCGAUUAUUUAAGAUAGAUGGGCUAUCUGUAGCGUCUGUGAGACCUUGUUUGCCGCUUCAAGAGGGUCUUGUGGCUCGCUCUAUAAACAACAAUUCAGGUCUCUACGUCAACCAUAUCGCGCUGAAGAUGAACUCGGCUACUGAUGCAACCCGUCUCAAAAACGCAUGGCAGGACACCGUCAAGGAAACUGAAAUUUUGAGAACGGUUUUCGUUCCACUGCAGUCGGAGAUUGCACAGGCCGUACUUGAUCCAGACUGUCGCUGUGAUUGGACAGAGGCACAAUACGAUGACCUAGAGAUGGCCAUGACAGACUUCCAGAGUCGCCAGGACGCGAUUGGUCGUAACAUUACCAGCAACAUAAUGUCGAUCCCUCCUGUCCGCAUCUUGCACGCAGUUACCACCGUUUCCAGACUGCCACUCGCCUUGUUUAUCUCGAUACAUCACAGCCUCUACGAUGGCGCAUCACUUGGUAUGUUACUGCAAGACUUUGCUGCGCGAUAUUUACCAGAAAUGGCCCCACCUCAGCGAGGAUCACCCGAGACUUUCAUUAAGGAAGUUUGUUCCCAGAACAUUGACAAAUCGGAGUCGUUCUGGUGUCAGAAACUUGCUGGUUGUAAGCCAACGAUUUUCACGAAACCAGUGUCUGGCCUUGACCCGCAUAUUCACUCUAGAAAGCUAUCGCCAUCCCUCCCAGAUCUCGAGAGCUGUGCAGCUCGCAUGAAAUCUACACUAUCUUCACUGGUGCAGGCGGUUUUUGCUUUGACCUUGGCCGAUGCGGUAAGCACAUCUGAUGUGACCUACGGCGUUGUACUUUCUGGAAGGGCGGUCCCAGUUGCAGGAGCAGAUACUGUGCUUCUGCCAUGUAUUGCUACUGUUCCUGCCCGACUCAAUCUAGAAUGCCUCUCUUCGAUGGAAGACGUCAUCCAGCAUGUGCAAAAGGGUACUGCCCAGGCCCUAGAUCAUCAACAUACAUCUCUGCGACAUAUUCAGCGGUGGAUCAAAGCAGAGGGUGCUAUCUUUGACUGCCUUUUCUCUUUUACCAAGUCUGCCGAGGUUCAGAGUCAUGACCUAUGGGAGGAGAUGGAAAGCAACAUGCCUUCGGAGUAUCCUCUUGCUCUAGAGGUUGAAGCGGAUGAAAAGAAUAAGUGUGCUUUUCUGACCUGUGGUGUUACAUCAGCCUUUGGUCAGACCGAUGAUGCCCAGGACCUCAUGGCAAAGAUGGACUUGAUUCUCUCCGCCAUGGUAUCGAAUCCAUCCAUCUCUCUUGAUUCUCUCAAUCUUUCCUGGUCAAGUGCUACCCCCACAACGGAUACCAAGAAAGACUGGGAGGAUCGUCCAUGGUCGAACCUGGAAGUGGAGAUUUGUGAACUUGUCAAACGUUUCUGUGGUAUUGACGGAGAACAAAUAUCCAGAAACGCAUCAUUCUUCAGUCUUGGGCUGGAUUCCGUCACCGCGAUACGAUUCUCCAGCCAACUACGUGAUGCGGGAGUAUCUGUGUCGUCGGCUGAAGUAAUGCGUUUUUCUUGCAUUGGAGCAUUGGCUCACAGCGUGGUUGAGAAAGCCGCAUCCGAGGUUCCCAGCCCGCCACUGUCCAAUUUUGAUGACGAUACCCAGCUGGACGGAUUUAUAUCCGAAGUGGAACGGCUCAGUCCAAACGACAGGAUCGAGUCAGUCUUCAAGUGCAGCCCACUGCAGACUGCUAUGAUUACCGAAACCAUUGAAUCAAACGGGAUUGUUUAUGUUCAUCCACACAUCGUAAGACUCUCGGAUUCUACCAGUGUUGAUCGGCUGAAGGAAGCGUAUCGCCUUGUGGUCAUGGCUAACGACAUUCUGCGCACUUCAUUUCAUCCUGUUCCGGAAAUGGAGAUGGACUUCUCCUGGUUCGGCGCCGUUCACAGCGACUCCCCAGCUACUUGGCAGGAAACAACUGUUCCAAGGGGCACCAACAUCGCUCAGGCAGCCAUGCAACUGGUGAGAUUGGAUACACAAUCGGCCUUUUCCACGCCACCGAUUCAACCUGUGAUUGUCAGUGAGAGUGGACAAAGGCUUCUGGUCAUUAUCAUGCAUCACACACUUUAUGAUGGUGUUUCGCUGCCAUUUAUUUUCGAUGAUCUAGCGUUGGCCUACCAGGGUGCCUUACUACCGAUUCGUCCACCAUUUGCGACCAUAGUCCGUUCCCUGUCACAAGAUCAAACUGAGGCUUGCCAAUUCUGGGCCGAUACUUUUGAAGGAUUUGAAGCCACACCACUACCGCGAUCACCUCAUCGUCAACCAUCCUCAGGAAUGUUUUAUUCUGAAGCCAAGAUUGACCUUGACAUGACGGACAUCCUGGAAAACUGCAAAGAGAUGGAAGUCACGGUGCAAAGUGUUGCCAUUCUCGCCUAUGCCAAGGUCCUCGCAAAGUUGUCAGGGAAACGAGACGUGGCAUUUGGUCAAGUCCUCGCCGGGCGCUCAUCGUUGGGACUUAACGCUGAACAGAUGAUACAAAAGCUCACUACCGAGGCGCAGAAUCAUGACCAUGCUCCCUUGCAUGACGUGCAGAAGUCUCUAAGGCCCAAGGGUAUACUACGUGAGGCCACAUUAGUCGACACUUUGUUUGUGUUCCAGAAUAGUGUGCGGACAUUACGCGAUGACCUGGCGGAUAGCAAGAUUUGGAUGCCUUACAUCACGGAUGACUACGUUCCCAAGUCCGAGUACAAGAUGAAUACCGAAGUCGAACAAACAGACAAAGCAAUCACAGUUCGCGCCUCAUGCCAGGGAGUGAUCAUGUCUCAACAGGAUCUCGACCAGGCUCUGAGGGACUUCAAUCAAGCAUUCUACGAUAUUGUCAAGCAUCCGUUGCGAUGUGUUACAAUAUUCCCUGACGAGCUUCAGAGCCUCCCCCUGAGCUUUGGAUCUUCCGCUGACAGCGCGGUCUUAGCGGCUGGCUCACCGGCUCCGUCUCAUGAGAAUAUCAUCCGAGACAUAUUGUCCCAGGUUUCCAGAGUACCGGGGGAAUCUAUCCAGCCAGAUACAAGCAUCUUCAGUAUUGGAUUGGAUUCCCUUUCUGCAAUCCAUGUUGCGUCUUUGUGCCGCGCUGCCGGUUUCAAAGCUGGCGUUUCUGAUGUUCUUCAAGGAAACACCCUUCGUGGUAUUUCCCUACAAGUUCAAGCUCUCCCACAGGAGAAGAAUGAUAGAAAGUCGCUCAUGAAGGACUACGGCAAUGUCAAAGAAGACAUUGUUGAUCGGUUGGGUCUGAGGCCAAAUGCAAUCGAAAAGAUCCUUCCUUGCCUUAGUGGCCAAAUGUAUCAUCUGGCUUCAUGGUUACAGACAGGUCGGGCACUAUUCGAGCCCGUAUGGCCACUUUCAUGCUCAGAACGCAUAGACGUGGAAAUUAUGAAAGAUGCCUGGUUCUUACUACGUCAAAAUAAUCCUAUCUUGAGGACUUGCUUUUACUCUAUCUCGCCUUCUGAGGUCGUACAGGUUGUCUUGGCCGGAUGCGACCGCGACGACGGAACGUUUCAGGUUGCAACGUCUACGGGAACUCUGGAGGAUCUUGCCAUAUCCCAGGCACGAGAGGCUGCGUUGAAACCGUCAUCUCUAGAGACACCUCCUGUGCGGCUUAUCCUUCUCAAGGCUGGCGACAGAGAUGGUAUUCAUAUACUAAUGAAUCAUGCGAUAUAUGACGCAUGGACGAUGCCGCUCUUUAUUGAUGAACUGACAGGCCAUUACCGCGGAGUGAGCCCGGCAUCGAGGCCUGAUUUUUCUUCAUUCAUUGAGUUCACAUUGGAGUCAUUGGCAGAGAUGGAUGAGCCUAGCUAUUGGCGUUCGGCAGUUGGCCACAGUGCUUCGACUCUCAUUAAGCCUUCUGUUAGCGGCAAAGCUAAGGAUAACAAUCAGUUGUUCGUUGGUGCCUGGGAAGCAAUUAAGGACUUUGGUCAUUUGGAUGGAGUUUGUCGAUCCUCAAACGUCACCUUUCAAAGCAUCGUCAUUCUUGCCGUCGCUCGUAUUCUUGCUCGAGACACUGGUCUACCAAGCCCAACACUGGGUCUAUACCAAACCGGUCGAUCAGCUUCCUUUGACGAUGUUGAUCGCCUUACGGGGCCUUGCUUGAACGUCACUCCUCUCACUGUUCAAGACGCGUUGCCAAAGGGGGAUGCUGAGUCUAUUCAAGUUGCUAAAGAUGCCCAAUCGAUCCAGGCUGCACUGGCAGAACGUGUGCCGUAUGAACAAAGCUCAUUAAGGGAAAUCCUAAGCCCUUGGAAGGAGGGCGCUGGAGAUACAUCAUUGCAUUUGUUCAAUGUGUGGUUGAACCUUCUUUGGAUGGAACCAAUGUCUCAAGCUACGGAAGUUGAUCCCAAGUCUGACCAGUCGAAGCCUUUGUUAGAGCAUUUACCUAUCGGCGUGCCUACCGACUUUAUGCCACCAGAGCCCUUCUCUCAUAGCAAUAGCUCCGCCACAUCGAUCUCUAACCUCGACAUAUCUUACCUGCCCGAAGAAAAUAUCUACAUUGAUGUUGCUCCUGAUAUUCUAACAGACACAAUCGGCUUUGGUGUCCGCGUACAAGGAGGGCUAAUGGAUGAGAUGGAAACUCGAGUUUUCGUGGAGCGUAUAGGUAGGGAGAUUUCAACACUUGUGAAAGAAAUGGAAUAG
Molecule: messenger RNA, 13074 nt
Organism: Fusarium proliferatum ET1
Lineage: Eukaryota; Fungi; Ascomycota; Sordariomycetes; Hypocreales; Nectriaceae
Product: related to non-ribosomal peptide synthetase/alpha-aminoadipate reductase and related enzymes
Exons: 3
Coding region: 1-13074 (4357 amino acids)
Biological process (GO): amino acid activation for nonribosomal peptide biosynthetic process; secondary metabolite biosynthetic process
Cellular component (GO): cytoplasm
Molecular function (GO): catalytic activity; phosphopantetheine binding
Source: RefSeq, a predicted model, not a curated record